Messenger RNA from Zootoca vivipara (common lizard), 1353 nucleotides. It is a transcript of the gene PARK7, whose product is annotated as Parkinsonism associated deglycase. Gene Ontology annotation, cellular component: mitochondrion; nucleus; cytoplasm. Lineage: Eukaryota; Metazoa; Chordata; Lepidosauria; Squamata; Lacertidae. The record is from RefSeq and is a predicted model, not a curated record. Gene Ontology annotation, biological process: response to oxidative stress; glyoxal metabolic process; glycolate biosynthetic process. Gene Ontology annotation, molecular function: oxidoreductase activity, acting on peroxide as acceptor.
CGGGGCGAAAUCCUCCCUCGUGGCGCUGGAAGGCCACCCCUCCGCCUCGCGUGUUCAGCAGCCUCCCUCCCUCCCUCGAGACUAAAAGCCCGGCAAAGCCCUGCAAUAGGAAGCGCGGGGGAGGCCUGGCUGGGCGCGCAUUCGCACGACUGGGGUGACCCGGGUUACGACACGCGCGUCAAGGUGGUCCAGGGAAGAUGCGUGCCUCCGCCUCUCUGGGGCAGGCCUCCAGAUGACCGACAACAUCAGCCGCGCCCCACGCCCCUUGCCUUGCCCAGCCCUGCUCUAAGCAUACAGGCAGACAGCAACCAGGUCUGCUCCUCCUCUGCCCUUGCUUUCCAUCUGUUCCCUGCUUUCACAACUGUGCCCGCUGACCCCAAUUUCCUGAAAAAGGCCAGCGCACUCGGAUAACACAGGACUACACUGCUGGGCUGUAACUCCUUCCUACUCCGCUAAAUAGUGUGUGUGUGUGUGAGAGAGAGCUAGCUUUUUGUUAUCAAGGCGAGCAAAACGCCCAGUUUUCAACAUGACUGCCAAAAGGGCUCUGGUGAUCUUGGCCAAAGGAGCUGAAGAGAUGGAAACGGUCAUCCCCACAGACAUCAUGAGGAGGGCAGGUAUCUCUGUGACCGUAGCCGGCCUGUCUGGGAAAGAGCCUGUGCAGUGCAGCCGAGAUGUCUUAAUUUGUCCCGACAAGAGUUUGGAAGAUGCCCGGAAGGAGGGACCCUAUGAUGUGGUGGUCUUGCCAGGAGGGAACCUGGGAGCUCAGAACUUGUCAGAGUCACCUGCUGUGAAGGAGGUACUGAAAGACCAAGAUGGCAGGAAAGGGCUGAUUGCUGCCAUCUGUGCAGGACCCACGGCUCUGCUGGCACAUGGCAUCGGAUAUGGAUGCAAAGUGACAACCCAUCCCUUGGCCAAAGACAAGAUGAUGAGCGGAGACCACUACAAAUACUCCGAGAGCCGUGUGGAAAAAGACGGGCACAUCCUCACCAGCCGGGGACCCGGCACCAGUUUCGAGUUUGGCCUUGAGAUUGUGGAAACGCUGCUGGGGAAAGAGGCGGCUGCUAAAGUGAAGGCCCCCCUUGUCCUGAAAGACUAGGGCAGUGCCUUGCUUGAAAGAGGAGAAAGCCUUGUGACAGAAAGCCUGUUUUCCCUUUAAUAGCAAUAGCAACGCACACUCUCACACAGGUCAGGCAGCCUCCUUAAGUACAGGAAUAGCAGCAGCAGCAGCAGAGAUGAUCGUUGCACUUAAGCCUGGAAACUUGAAGCAGCCUGGAGGGGAAGGUGCUGCUGUCCAAGUCCCUUUUGUGUUUUCCGAGACCCACUUGCUUUCAAUAAAAGAGGAACUCUGUUGAA